AAAACAAGUGCUUAUAAUUGCGAGGAAGUGAGGAAAAUUGCAAAAUACUGCCUUUGUGGUGCACUCCUAGAGGAGUUUAGGUGGUCGCAGCCAUGCAGUGUCGCCUGUGCUUGAGUGAGGACCUCAAGGAUAUCAUGACUUGUGCGGAUUUCCCUGAGAUGUUUGAUAUUGUCCAGCAGACACUUCUCAUCUCGCUGAACGAGAACGAUGAUCUGCCGCAGACAAUCUGUAUGCAUUGCUACGAACUCACGAUGGAGUUCUACACCUUCCGGACGCGAUGUCUGGAGAACCAGAAGACCUUGAAUAUUAACCGUCUGAGGCAGCGGGUGGCGCAGAAAAUGAAGAAUGAGGAGGACAACGAGGUGAUUUUCGUGAGUGAAACCAAAGUAGACGAUUCGCCAGCCAACGUUGCCCCAAAACUGAACACUUAUGAUGAUCUCACGAGGAAGAGGAGGUUGAAUUCUCAGACUUCUCCGCCGUCACUCAAGGUGAGGGUCCUGGAGAGUCCCAAGGAUUUAAACAGGAUGCACGGAAUAAAGCCUUGCAGUGUCUCUGUGGAGCGCCUGACGCCGAGAGCUGUGGAACAGUCUCCGAAAAAGUACAACAGACUCAAAUCUGGGUCUCCCAAAGCCAAAUACAUCAACAACAAGGCGUACGCGAAUGACCACAGUUACUUCGUGAGCAGGAGGACUUCAGUGGCAGCAGACAAUCCAAAGAGCCUCAUUCAGGACAUCAGAACAUACUGCAAGCCCACAACACCAAACCCUGGAGAGUCUUCGCGAGCUCAAGACUCACUGUCCGACACGGAUGUCGCAAAUCCAUCUCUGCCGCGCAUAAAAGUGCUCUCCAGCGCUGAAAUCAACUCUCGCGCCACCAUCUCGAGCCAGAGGACACACAAUGCGCUGACUUGCACACUGGUGAACGAUGGCGGUCGCCUGGAGUUCAGCUUCAAAGAUGAGAAGUGUAAUUCUGUGGACUUUUGGAAGUUGACCGAUCGCCAGAAGCAGGAUGUUCUCGUGACAUUCCAGCCGGAGCACGUCUCGAGGAAGCUGAAGAUGUCCUUCAGUCAGGUGCCCAUCUCGCGGGAAAUGGAGAGGAAGCUCAUGUCUCUCUACAACGGUCAAAUUCCCUUUGGUGUCAUCGUCAGGGAGUGAGAAGACAACAAAUUAUGGCGUUCGGAAUUUCGGCUGUAUUGUAAAAAGAAGGAAAAAUGCGUUAAUACACGUUUCACUUAGAA
This is a messenger RNA of Phlebotomus argentipes, 1237 nucleotides long. RefSeq lists its product as uncharacterized. Bases 93 to 1154 code for a protein of 353 amino acids. Gene Ontology annotation, molecular function: zinc ion binding. The transcript is spliced from 2 exons. The record is from RefSeq and is a predicted model, not a curated record. NCBI's taxonomy places the organism in Eukaryota, Metazoa, Arthropoda, Insecta, Diptera, Psychodidae. Gene Ontology annotation, cellular component: nucleus.